Messenger RNA from Aspergillus candidus, 1509 nucleotides. RefSeq lists its product as uncharacterized. The record is from RefSeq and is a predicted model, not a curated record. The coding region runs from base 244 to 1410 and encodes 388 amino acids. Lineage: Eukaryota; Fungi; Ascomycota; Eurotiomycetes; Eurotiales; Aspergillaceae. The transcript has 5 exons.
ACCCUAGGGUACAGCUUCGAUAAUCAUGGUACCACAGCACGUACCCAAUGUCCUUGUUUCAAUUAUUAUGAUUCCAACAGUACCAAGAAAUAAAAUCAGAGAUUUUUUCCUCUUUAUGUCUGGAACAUUAUCAAAUCUAUUUCGAUUGAAAUCGAUCUCGCGGCCACCACUGAUGCGCGCCGCCUCACCUAUACGGCGUGAUCGUCCAUCGCGACAGUCUCCAAUAACCUGUUGAUUGGCAGUAUGGCCGAGCUGGGUUAUUGGAAUCGCACCGUCAUUAGCGUCGCCAUCGCGGGUAGUGUCAUCGCCACGGUGUUCUAUGUCCUGCGAUUGUAUAGCCGGAGAUUUACGAGCGGGAAGCUCGACGUCGGAGAUUUGUUCAUGGGAUUGGGGCUGCUCUCGACGUAUGGGUUUCUGGCAUGUGUGCUUAUCACGGUAUUCAACGGGUUGGGCAAGGAUGCACAAGACCUUCCCCAGUCGAGUAGUUCUCGAGCCACUUUUGCCUUCUGGCUCGAGCAGAAGUUCUGGGCGACAGGCCAGAUCCUGAUCAAGCUAUCGAUUAUCAUGCUCCUGCGCCAGACCCUGGGUACAAUAGCGCGCGUCCGCGCCAUCACCACAGUCCUAAUCGUCUAUACGUUAGCCUGGGGCGCUACGGCAAUCUUUGCGCACAUAUUCCAGUGCUGGCCCGUCGAACGCUAUUGGAAACGGCACAUCAAAGGACACUGUAUCCGCCAUCAAGUGGCGUUGUUUAUGUCCACCGCGGGGCUGUCACUGGGAGAGGAUGUGGCGUUGUUGCUGUUACCCUUGGUGGUUGUAUGGCGGUUGAAGCUGGUUCUGCAGCAGAAGAUACAACUGACACUUUUGUUUUCCGUGGGGACACUAGUCUGCGUUUUCAGCCUAAUGCGAUUAGUAGAGCUCAAACACUACGAUCCGACAAACUUCACUCGAAGCGGCUCCCUCGAAACCCUCUACACCACCCUCGAAAUCAACCUCGCCAUCAUCUGCGCCUCCGUCGUCCUCAUGCGCCCGCUCCUCCAUCGUUUCUUCAAGUGGUGCCCACUAUCGGAGCAGGUCCGACGCAAAGUCUGCACCUCGUCCACCAAAUCCUCAAACUUCAUGCAUUUCUUCCACAAGGAAUGGCCGUAUGCAGAUCAGAACUUUUCGCAGAAUAGCCACACCGAGAUACGGUCUGAGGUGUGUCGGGUCCCGUCGGCAGAAUGGGCAGGAUACCUUUUCCGUCGGCCUUCGCGAGAUAUUAUGGUUCAGACGUCAAUCGAUCAAGAUAUCCACAACAGGGAAGCGUUCCUUGCGGCCUUGGAGGGGUCUAAUUCACGGGAGGCUGGGAUAUCUAAUUUGCCUUCGUCGCGGUUGGAUUCGAUUGGGAGUACAGGAGAACACCGUUUCUCGUAGCAUUUUAUACUACAAAUAUGGACUAGGGAGAACUGUAUAAAUAGGUUGGGUUAUAGAAUCUCAACUACUUCUCUGCGUCACUUCAUCACUGGGUCGAUG